Messenger RNA from Episyrphus balteatus (marmalade hoverfly), 1094 nucleotides. RefSeq names its product dehydrogenase/reductase SDR family member 4 (gene Dhrs4). The record is from RefSeq and is a predicted model, not a curated record. Lineage: Eukaryota; Metazoa; Arthropoda; Insecta; Diptera; Syrphidae. The transcript has 4 exons. Gene Ontology annotation, molecular function: carbonyl reductase (NADPH) activity. The coding region runs from base 279 to 1037 and encodes 252 amino acids.
UCAUUUUGGGUUAGGAUUUAUUCAUGUAUUUUUUUUUUAUUAUUUUUCUGCUGAUAACAUUUUAAAAAAUAACAUAAAACUGUGCAUUUAUUUUAUUAUUUUAUAUUUUCUUGGGUCAGAAAGUACAAUCGAUUGGAUUAGUAAAGACUAUCGAUUAGAUAGAUGAUAGAACCGUUCAUAUUAAAUAAAACACGUUCAUAAGUUCAUUGGGUUCAAAGUACGAUCUGUAUCUAGUCUAGUGAGGACUAAACGGUCAAGUCAAAGCAUUUACAAACAAAAUGAAAAGACUACAAGGAAAAGUUGCAAUUGUCACAGCUUCAACUGAUGGAAUUGGAUUCUCAAUAGCAAAACGUUUAGCCGAAGACGGUGCAAGUGUUGUUGUCAGCAGUCGUAAGCAAAGCAAUGUUGAUUCGGCUGUUGACAGUCUUAAGAAACUUAAUCUGGAAGUACUAGGAGUCAAGUGUCAUGUGGGUCUAGCAGCAGAUAGAAAAUCACUGUUCGAAGAAACCAUUAAAAAGUAUGGAAAAUUGAAUAUUUUAGUGUCCAACGCAGCUGCUAAUCCUACAGUUGGUGGCGUAUUAACUUGUGAUGAGUCUUCAUGGGAUAAAAUAUUUGAUGUUAAUGUUAAAUCAUCAUUUCUCUUGGCCAAAGAGUCGUUGCCUCUUUUGAGAAAGUCUAAAGGGUCAAAUAUUGUUUUUGUUUCUUCUAUUGCUGGUUACGAUCCAUUUGAGUUGCUGGGUGCUUAUUCUGUGAGUAAGACUGCCCUUAUUGGUUUAACAAAGGCAGCAGCCAAAGAACUUGCUCCUGAAGGAAUUCGUGUUAAUUGUAUAGCCCCAGGUAUCAUUCGAACAAAGUUUUCAAGAGCGCUUUAUGAAAGUGAAUCCGCACAUGAAGAAGCAUUAACGAGGAUUCCCUUGAGACGGUUAGGAGAAUCUGACGAAAUUGCAGGUGUAGCGUCAUUUCUAGUGUCCGAUGAUGCUAGUUACAUUACAGGUGAAGGAAUUGUUGCUUCUGGAGGAAUGAACUCAAGAUUGUAAAUUUAAUUUUUUAAUACGAGGGUAGUGGAAAAUAAAACAUUUGGUGAUAAAGAUUAA